Molecule: messenger RNA, 1626 nt
Organism: Trypanosoma theileri
Lineage: Eukaryota; Euglenozoa; Kinetoplastea; Trypanosomatida; Trypanosomatidae
Product: splicing factor 3A
Exons: 1
Coding region: 1-1626 (541 amino acids)
Biological process (GO): mRNA splicing, via spliceosome
Cellular component (GO): nucleus; spliceosomal complex
Molecular function (GO): zinc ion binding; RNA binding
Source: RefSeq, a predicted model, not a curated record
AUGUUUGGAGGUGUACUAGAGAAAAUUCGCCUCUUUGAGGCAGACAUUGAGCACCAUAUUGACAACAUUGUGCAGCAGAAACUUCUCACAGAUAUCACUAAUAAACGUCACCAGAUCCUUCGAGACCAUUUCAUCAUGCAGCAGGCUGAAGCCAUUGGCCCUAUUGCGGAUAAAUUACUCGAUCUCUAUCUAGAUCAGGAUGAGAUUGUGGAGGCUCAAGAGGCCCCAUCCGAAGGGGAUGAUGUUUUGAAUGCCGCGAUGAAGGAGUUUGAGGCGCAGAUUGCGGAUAUUCGUGAGUAUCACCGCACAUUCCGUGAUCUUCCACCGGUGAAGAGUGAAAUUGAUCAUCCAGAUCCUUCCAUGUUAGAAGGACUUUUCUCUGUAUGUGAACGCUAUGGUAGUUGUCUUGAUUUGGAAUCACAUUACCAUCAUUACAGUGAUUUUAUGUUGGUUACAAGUAAACGAGCAGAAGAGACGAAUGAUCCUUUGGGAAAUGGAUGGAAAGGACGUGUAGAAUAUUUUUCUUUUAUUCCUACUAUACCAAAUAUUAUUUUAAAUGAAAUUGAUCCAUUUCGGAAGGUAUAUGGAUUUACAUUAUACAGAAAAUUUGUGGAAGGUUUACUGACGUACUUGAUUGACUUUUAUGGACGUGUAAAGGUAAUGGAAAAGGAUGUCUUACUCUCAUCUCUUGAAAAGUGUGAAAACGAUUCAGAGGAAUAUUGGUCAAAGUUACUAGAACAUAAAAAGGCGGUAGUUGGAAAUAAUAAUAGCAAUAGUGGAGGAAAUGGUAUAACUUUAACUGAAAAGUCUACAACAUCUACUUUAAUAACGCCUGCACCAUUACGUAAAUAUACUAAAGCGUUUGCACUUUGGCCAAUUACUUACGUGGAAUCUAUGACGGUUAAAGAUGAUGGUGAAAUACCUCCAUCAUUGACUGAUGUAAAGGCGGUAAUUCAGGCGGAAGGAAAAAUUGUUAUGUUACUACAGACACUCCUUUUUGAAACAUUACAGGAGACUGAAAAAGUACUCUUACGUGAUUACAGUAAAACAGCAGAAGAGAUAGAAUGGGAGCGUAAACACUUACAAGAGGAAUUUAUUCACUCUGUUGAGGAAGCUAGAAAGAAGUGUGGUUCAACUGUAGAGAGUAGUGUAGCUCAGGCCGCUCAGUAUGAUGUAAUGACAACACUAGCAAAGGAUGAAACUACCGGUGAAACUAAAGAUACCACUAAGGCAGAGGAAGACACAACUACACAACUACUGGACCGUGAUGGAAAACCAGUAGCACGUUGGUUGGUACAAUUACAACAAUUACAUAAACGUUACUACUGCGAAGUGUGUGGUGGUACUGUUUAUAUUGGACCAAAAGCAUUUCGUGAACACUUUGGUGCGGAACGACACGCGGAGGGACUACGCCGGCUUGGCGUCACUCAUCACUUGAAGGACUAUGAAGGUAUUUCCAGCAUCCGUAUGGUGAUAGCCAUGCGGGAUAAAGUGCUGGGCGGCAAGACGGGUUUCCGCAAGCGACUGCACGAGGACCAGGAGGGAGAAGAGAUGCAGGACGCACAGGGAAAUGUGAUCACUGCAGGAGCAUACAGACGCUUUCAGAUAUCCCGCAAGGGGAUUUAA